CCGGCCUGUCAAGAUCAGGUGGCUGUUGUCCAGCCGCGAAGCAACAACAAGUCCCAAGGAAACGGGUAGGCGAAAACCGCAUCGCCAGUCGGAAACGGACAGCCAGCACCAUGGGUCAAGUUUCACUUGACCGAGGCCAAGUACAAGUACCGCGGUCGCUACGGCUGCUGCUAUUGGUGCAACAGCACCAAGCACAAGACCUCCCUGUGCCAGUAUCAGACCAAGGAGUAUGUUCGGCCUCGUAUCAACUCGGGAAACUGAGUUGCGCGGGAGGUGAGACGACUCCACCUCUCACUCCGCCAGAUUCGACCGCCUUGCUAGCGACCUCCUACACAUCUGGGGAGGAUGCGAAUGUCGUGAGUUCUCGGUACACUUACGAGGACUAUGCUGUCCACUUGGUCCUACCGUUGGACCAACCGCUCCACAUGCAACAAUCUACCGCAUGCACGGUUUCAUCACCAUCGACAACCGAUUUGGAAGCUUCGCCGUCAUCUAUCGCCGAGGAUUCGACGUCAUGGUCAAGACUUGAAGAGCUCGACCUGUUGACGUUCACGGACUUCCAGUGGAUGCCCGUUCCCCCGACCGGUGGAUUAACGAAACCACAUUGCAACGUGCUCAUGGCACCAUUGCGGGAUAACUUGCACACUGCAGUACCAACUCCGUUGAUGGACACCAGAGUAGAGGUUAUCGACCUUCACGCCUACAUUGUGAAGAUCGACCGCGAGUUCAAGACACAACGGUACGAGGACAUCGACGCACCAUUGUUGUAUGUACGCAUUCAGAUCCGAGAGGCGACCUGCACCGCUUUGAUCGAUUGCGGAGCAUCUCGCAACUACAUGAGUCAGGACUUCAUGGUACGCGCCGGCCUUGGCCCACGCGUCCGGAGGAAUUCCCUGCCUAUUCAAGUCACGUUGGCAUACGGUCACACGCACAAGUCAAUCGACCGGUGCAUUGAUGCUGUCCCCGUGUACUUUGCCCCGCCUGCGAGCGAGGCGGUGUCCUUUGAUAUAUUAGACACCAAAUUCGACAUGAUCUUGGGCAUGUCAUGGCUGCGAAGCGAGGAUUACCCGGUGAACUUCUACCACCGCACCAUUCAUAUUCGUGAUCCGUACGGAGUACUAGUCCCAUGCACGGUGCCUCUUCCUCAUCCUUCGAUCUGCUGCCACGUGGUGUCUGCAGCAAGCAUGCGAACUUCCAUUAUCAGAGACGACAUCGAGGAGAUGAGUGUGUCUUUUCUCCACGCCCUCCCGCCCCAUAACGCUUCAUCGACGGACUCAUCUUCGGACCCACGCAUCACCGAGUUUCUCGACACCUACGGCAACAUGUUCGAAGACCCGCACAGAGUAGCACCGGAUGGGCCCAUCCACCACGAGAUCAUCCUCGAGGACGGAGCCGUACCUCCGCGCAGUUGCAUCUUCCGAAUGAGCGAGGAAGAGUUAAGUGUACUUUGGGCACAACUCGACGACCUUUUGGAGGAAGGCUGGAUUUGGUCAAGCUCAUCGCCAUACGGCCAACUGGCCAAGGAGUCUCUUGCUGACUACAAACAGCAGUUCCAGACUCAGCUCGCAUUAAUCGAGGCUGAGGAACGAUGCCAACUGGCAGCCGAGGCUGCCCGCCUACAGGCUGAAGCAGCGGCAACAGCUGAGAAGCAACGGCUAAUGGCCGAAGCAGACGCAGUUACCCAGAGCUACGAGGAUGCUACACGGGCACUCAAUUCUCGUGUACUGGACUUGGAGCAAGCUGCACCAGGACCAGAUGCUGGUGUGUCCAGCAAUGCACCCUCUAACCGCCAACUGGAGGAACGCGUCGACCACGUAGUCGCAAUGCUCGGCGACAUCAGCACCUUCGCUGCGCCGACCACCAUCAGCAAUCAGCUGGAUACCUUGAAGACCAAGGUCCAGCAACUGCAGUUGACUAACACCGAUGGCAACAGCACAAAUCAUUACAAGAUGCCAACUUUCCAAAUUGAGAAGUUCGAUGAUUACACGCAUUAGGACCUGGUCCUCUGUUGAGAAGGUUUCACGACGCAACUUCGGAUUCUGUUAGUCGCCAAGCACGCGUACA
Chara braunii is the source of this 2064-nucleotide messenger RNA. NCBI's taxonomy places the organism in Eukaryota, Viridiplantae, Streptophyta, Charophyceae, Charales, Characeae. The record is from the annotation of a GenBank genome assembly.